Molecule: messenger RNA, 227 nt
Organism: Brassica oleracea var. oleracea
Lineage: Eukaryota; Viridiplantae; Streptophyta; Magnoliopsida; Brassicales; Brassicaceae
Biological process (GO): L-glutamate catabolic process
Cellular component (GO): mitochondrion
Molecular function (GO): L-glutamate dehydrogenase (NAD+) activity
Source: RefSeq, a predicted model, not a curated record
GUUGAUCUCGAUGAAGUCAAUGCACUAGUUUAGCUCAUGAAUUGGAAGAUGGAUGUAGCUGACAUUCCAUACGGCGGAACAUCCGAACAUGGUGUCGUCUAUGCCACUGAAGCUCUUCUUGCUGAAUACGGAAAAUCGAUUAGGGGGUUGACAUUUGUAGUUCAAGGUUUUGGGAAUGUUGGAACAUGGGCAGCCAAAUUGAUACACGAGGAAGGUGGAAAAGUGGU